UACUUGGACGGUCCAAGUCGCCCAUGCCACCUGCUCCCGGUCGUGCCUUCCUUUGAAGAGUCCCAGUCAGGCAGCAACGCGACACUUGAGAUGCUUGACUUCACCUCACUCAAAACACACGCAACGUCUAUUCCAACCGCGUACACCCCGGAAACCUGGCAUAGCAGUUCAGAUGGCCAUGGACGACGCCUCGAGCUCACCACUUCUGCGAGCAUCUUCAAGGCCACCGCCAAGGAUCACCUACGGCAGGCAGACGAACAGACCCCUUUCUUUGACUGCAACUCAAUUUCGACGAGACACACGCGUCACAACAAUCGACAACGGUGAAGGAUGGCACACAUCCGACCUCGCCGCCACUGCAGUGCCUACGGAAGAUGACGACUCUGGAGGUUCUGACUCUGAGCAGGAGCCUCCAAAUGCGUUCCACACCAAUGGGCGUCAGAAUGCACAUCGAGCCAGUCGACCACGGGCCACAAAUGGAUCAUCAAGGCCUCUGAGGCAGGCAAUCUCAUCAUCUCCUCGGACUCCCGAGCCUGUAUCGCGAAGAAAGAAACGGUCGACCCGAAAAGCCAAACCAGAAUUGAAAUCAGCGAGCGUGAAGAAAACUAAAACCGGAAUCAGGACUGCGGCACCCUCCGUCAGGAGAUUGCCAAUAGACGAGCUGAUUCUAGUGGCAUCAUCACCGAAGACUUCAUCGCAAGAGUCGUUCGAGAGCGGCUACGAUGACCGACAAGAUCCCAUCACUGACCACUCAGGCACACCAUCUGCGCGCGGGAGUCCGGAGAGAACCACGAGAAGACCAUUGAGUACAUUGCGCAAUCGUCUCAAGACGUCGACCAAGAGGAAGACAACGCUGGUGUGCGACCGACCCCAGCCAAGCGCCCCAAACUGGAACGUCGCGAUCGAGAGCAGAGAUCAACGUGGUGGUGAUGGCUUCGAGCGCUCCGAACUCGUCAUUACAAAACGUGCAACCAGAUCUAAGACUCCUGCCAAGCGAACCGCAUCUUUCAUCCAAGGCUUCAGCGCCCUGCAGUUGGGCUCAGGUCCUUUGCCAGAUGUAGUCUUUGAAGCAUCAACCAUGGAGCUUGAUGUCGAAGCUGGCGGGUACGAUACGGGGAACAUCGGUCUUGGUGAUGAUCAGUACGAACCAAACCUUUCACCACCGCCAGAUUCGAAUCAGUCACAAAAGUUGAGAGAUCUUGAGAUGGAGCGUGAAACGGAGCGCCUCAUCAGAGCCCAGCUGGCUUCGAUUUCAGCCCCUGCACGGCCACCAAGUGAGUCGAGCGAGAGUGAGGUAGACAGUGAUGAAGGGUCCGACGUGGAGAACGACGAUGCCGACCCCGGAAAGCGAGACGACGGCAACGGCAGCGCAUCCACAGAUGAGACGUCUGACCAGCACUCGCCCGACGCCUUCACCUGUCCUCCGCCUUAUCAAAGACCUGAACGGACAGACGAGAACCGGCACAGCUAUUCACUUAGCUUCCAACACAAUCGCACGCCGGGGCAGCUUCCGCGAAAGUCUCUCGGAAAACGAAAGUUGGUCGAGGUGAACGAGGCAAUCGUCCAAGUAUCCGAGUCGGCACUUACCCCUGAGAGCUACCUGGCAGUCAAUAUGCGUCCUUCCGAUAAACCCACAACUUUCCAGCGGCCACACAGUCCUUUGAUGCAAUACCCGCAGCGUCUGCGCUCAAUUCUCAAGAACAGCUCACUGGCCACGCCGAGCAAUACACACCAUUCUGGCUUGACGAAAGCCAAUACACGCUGGAACAGCAGACCUGAAGCGUCCGAUGAGAGCCCGUAUUUCACUACUGCUACGGAAGAACUGCGUCGUGGAAGCCGGCCUCGUCGCCGCUCGAGCUACUUUGUCGACCAGAAUGUUCAAAUUCUCGAUUCAGAUCGGAUUGUCCCUGAGACUUCGCCGAGCCGCUUCGAGUAUCGCCCUCGGGGGAGGGCCGACUUGGUGACGGUACGGUAGAGCUGUUAGGUUGCUCUCAGCAUGUUUACAGAUCUGAAACACAUGAAGGUGAAAUGGGCCGUGUGAAGUAGACAAUAGCUAAUGAG
Neohortaea acidophila is the source of this 2061-nucleotide messenger RNA. RefSeq lists its product as uncharacterized. The record is from RefSeq and is a predicted model, not a curated record. The transcript has a single exon. Lineage: Eukaryota; Fungi; Ascomycota; Dothideomycetes; Mycosphaerellales; Teratosphaeriaceae. The coding region runs from base 173 to 1975 and encodes 600 amino acids.